UUUCUUUUUUUUGCCAGAAACUGUAAAAAGGAACUUGAAGUCACUCACAUCUAAGUGAGAGCUUCUGUGUUCUGUGUCUGAGAUGCAUUCUCGCUGCUUUGGUGGAGUGGCUGGGAGAGGGUGCUUGGUAUUGACAUUCACAUGAACGUAUCAAAUAUCUCUCUGGGCUACAGAAUUAUCUGAUAUUGCCACAACAAGUGGCUUGGAGGUAUUUGUCUGUAUCACUCUGGUCCUUUUAUAUUCUGACUGUUGAAUGAAAGGAGCAGACAACUAAGACUUCUCUUUGAAAAGGAGAAGUCCAUUAUCGGCAUCGCUGAAGCUCCGAAGACCUUUUCCCACAGAAGAUAGUCACCAGAUAUAUUAACAAGUACUACGAACUGCUGAUUGCAUAACACCAUGUUAAGCACUGUGCUGGGCAUUGGGCCAGAGUAGUGACCAAGACAAACAUGGAGCCACCUAACUGCAAGGAAGCCACAUGCUCAGACCUUAACUGUGAGGAAAUGUCCUUCAGAUUCGGCCAGCAUCUCAUCAAGCCCUCUGUGGUGUUUCUCAAAACAGAACUGUCGUUUGCCCUUGUGAACAGGAAGCCUGUGGUACCAGGACAUGUCCUCGUGUGUCCUCUUCGGCCAGUGGAGCGUUUCCGAGACCUGCGUCCUGAUGAAGUGGCCGAUUUGUUUCAGGCAACCCAGAGAGUUGGGACGGUGGUGGAGAAGCAUUUCCAGGGGACUUCUCUCACCUUUUCCAUUCAGGAUGGCCCGGAAGCUGGACAAACUGUGAAGCACGUUCACAUCCACGUUCUUCCAAGGAAGGCUGGAGACUUUGACAGGAAUGACAGCAUCUAUGAGGAGCUCCAGAAACAUGACAAAGAGGAGGAGGACUCCCCAGCCUUGUGGAGAUCGGAGGAGGACAUGGCAGCAGAAGCUGCAGCGCUGCGGGCCUACUUUCAAUGACUCAGGCAUGAAAGUAACUCGAACAAAUCCCAAGGCAUAAGGAAAUGGGCCUCGUUCUCUAGGACUCUGCGGCAUUGGAAAUGGAGCUAAGCAGACUUUAUUACAUCCUACAAUUCUGCAACCUUUUGCGAAGCAUUUUAUUACACUUGUGGAAGCCAUCGGGGUUAUGUUUCAAUCACGUUGACUGACAGGCUAACUUCAAAACAACGGCAUCGACAGCCCUUCCACACUUCCUUGGCUAUGUACUUAGAACAGAACCUUUUCUAAAUUGUCCCUCGGCCUGGAUGGAAAUAAAAUA
Diceros bicornis minor is the source of this 1248-nucleotide messenger RNA. It is a transcript of the gene FHIT, whose product is annotated as fragile histidine triad diadenosine triphosphatase. The transcript is spliced from 9 exons. Gene Ontology annotation, molecular function: ubiquitin protein ligase binding; bis(5'-adenosyl)-triphosphatase activity. Gene Ontology annotation, biological process: purine nucleotide metabolic process; intrinsic apoptotic signaling pathway by p53 class mediator; diadenosine triphosphate catabolic process. Gene Ontology annotation, cellular component: cytoplasm; nucleus; plasma membrane. Bases 447 to 950 code for a protein of 167 amino acids. The record is from RefSeq and is a predicted model, not a curated record. NCBI's taxonomy places the organism in Eukaryota, Metazoa, Chordata, Mammalia, Perissodactyla, Rhinocerotidae.